AUGAGUGAUACACCUGUUACUUCAGAGUUCAGCUCAAGGCUCAGGAUCACACACUUCACUAGACAACUCAUUGAUAGAAUGAUCACUCAUUAUGAGAAAGCUUCUGACUUGCAAGAUAAGGCUGAGAUCAGUUUUCACCAGAGUAUGGAAUUUGAUGAUAAGACAACAGAGGAACUUCAGAACAAAGAAAAGCAGAGUCAAUCUCAACAUUCAUCUGCAGAAUCUAUGACUGCAGCUGAAAUCACUCAACAUCUCACUACAUCUGCACAAAGAGACAUCACAAGGAAUGAGUUGUGGAAAUACCAGAAGGAAGUCAAAUAUGCACUAAACAUCAAAUCAGUGACCACAUUUAAUGACUCUAAUUAUGAAGCCUGGCAUGUUGAUAUGUUGACUGAUGCAGAAGUUAUUGAUGAAACUGACAUUCUAUUGAGAACUUAA
Messenger RNA from Blastomyces dermatitidis ER-3, 438 nucleotides. RefSeq lists its product as uncharacterized. The coding region runs from base 1 to 438 and encodes 145 amino acids. NCBI's taxonomy places the organism in Eukaryota, Fungi, Ascomycota, Eurotiomycetes, Onygenales, Ajellomycetaceae. The record is from RefSeq and is a predicted model, not a curated record. The transcript is spliced from 2 exons.